GUACCACGAAGGUUUAAGACCUCAAUUCACCAUAUUUACAGAUUUCGUGCAGGUCUGCUUUCCAUUUGGCAUGUAACGUAAGACAGUGCUCUAGUUUUUCAUUGUAUAGUGAUGACAUCAGAAGGCGGAGUGUGUGUUUGGUUGACGGAGGAGAGAGAGAUAAUCAUCGGAUAUCUCUAGAUGUGAACUUUACCCUGCAGAGAACUCAAAGCAAACUGAAAUAGUAUGAUGAUGAUGAUGAUGAUGAUGAUGAAAAAGCAAAAUAAGUUGCGAUCAUUACAGGCUUUCUUCCGAUGCUCACACCACUGUCUGCUUCUUGUUUUACGAGUUCCACAGUGGUGGUGUUAUCGCGAGUAUCUAUAUUUGUGCUUGGCGGCAAACUAAUGGCGACCCGUUCCUUAGACAACACCGUCUAUCACAUUACCAUAUCCCUGCCUCCUAAGUGGGGAAAAGGUUAAGUACCUCUUCCUUAUUGUGGGUAUGUGUCAGAGCGUGAAAUCAUCGGCAUAUCAUCACGUCCAUACACGUCGCGAGGCGCUGGUUCAAGGCAUACCGUCGAAACCAACGAGGCAAGCGUUGAGCUUGGCCGCCAAAUUAAUUCUACAUGUGGCUGCCAGACCCGGUACGCGACGAGCUGCGUCAACUGAGUGAGGAUAUAUGGUCAUGUCCCGAGCCAUCGGGGGACGAGCAGUUUGCCCAGCAGCGGCUGUGUGAUAUGCUGCGUAGCAGGGACUUCUUUGUCAUGCCCGGCUACCUGCUGCCCACCGCCUUCUGUGCCGAGCUGGUGUUCACCGAAGAUUCUGGCCCCACGGUAUGCCUAGUGUGCGAGUACGACGCAGUAAGAGGCCUUGGCCAUGCCUGCGGCCACAACCUGGCCUGCACGGCCUCCAUGGCGGUUGCACUGGCCGUCCAAAUGGAAGCCGCCCAAUCGUCUCCGGGUGCCAUCCCCUUCCGGGGCCGCCUGCGAGUGCUCGGUACACCAUCCGAACUGUACGGCGAGGGAAAAGCCUUGCUUUUGAACAAGAACGCGUUCACCGAUGUCGACGCUGUGCUCGCCACAAGACCCGCAUUUGGUCCGGGGAUGCUAUACUACGGAACACCCUGCGCUACUUUCGUAAGUAUUGGCGUCUAUAUAGCUGGGUAACCUACAGCUCUACGAACAAGAUAGAACUCCAGACGAUAGAGAUAUGUUCACGGGAAGAUAAUCACAAACACAGCAGAGGCUCACGGAAGUCCUGAAAUGCUCAACCGCGAUCGAACACGGGACAUC
This is a messenger RNA of Dermacentor silvarum, 1270 nucleotides long. Its product is annotated as peptidase M20 domain-containing protein 2. The transcript has 3 exons. Gene Ontology annotation, cellular component: cytoplasm. Gene Ontology annotation, biological process: folic acid catabolic process. The coding region runs from base 605 to 1144 and encodes 179 amino acids. The record is from RefSeq and is a predicted model, not a curated record. Gene Ontology annotation, molecular function: para-aminobenzoyl-glutamate hydrolase activity; dipeptidase activity. Lineage: Eukaryota; Metazoa; Arthropoda; Arachnida; Ixodida; Ixodidae.